Molecule: messenger RNA, 996 nt
Organism: Enterobius vermicularis (human pinworm)
Lineage: Eukaryota; Metazoa; Nematoda; Chromadorea; Rhabditida; Oxyuridae
Source: the annotation of a GenBank genome assembly
AUGAAAGUUAAUCCUCAAGAUGUUCCUGAGCAAAGAAUUGACGAGGAAGGCGAGAAUUACGAACAUUUAGAACAUGGAAUGGACCUCUCGUUUUACAAUCCAAGUGCAGAAUGGGAUUUGAUGAGUUUAACCAGCCAACGACACGUCAAAAUAUAUCCUGGAUGUUGUGGUUCUGAUGCCUAUAUUGAUGUUAGCUUCAAUUUGGUUAUUCGUCGAAAAGGACUGUUUUAUACGGUGAACCUCGUCGUACCUUGUAUGCUUAUCGCAAUAUUGACAACGUUUGCUUUUUACAUACCACCUCGAGAGCAUAAAAUGACCUAUUUAAUGCAAACACUGGUUGCCAUAACCUUUUUCUACCUUGUGCUGGUGGAACUAAUUCCUCCAAGUUCUGUUGCAGUGCCACUUAUUACCAAAUAUCUACUUCUAACUUUAUGCCUACUUGUUGCAUCUAUCGUAAUCUCUAUUUAUACCGUACGAGUUUACAGGGAUGCUUCAUCAAAUCCAGUGCCAAAAUGGAUGCGUGUUGUUUAUAUGGAGACCUUACCAAAAUAUUUGCUUAUCAAGCCACCAAAUCAAGAAAUAUUUUUGAAAGCCAAAGGAAGGCCUACAGACGGUAGUUCAAAAGUAGCCUCCGCGAGAAGCUCACGACGCUUGAGUAGCUACUUCUUGCAAACGUACAGUGGUGACGUACGUUUAUCACAGCUGGCACAACUUCGAGGACUACAUCCCGAUCUUAUCCGUCGUAUGAUUGAUAACUUGUCGUUUAUUUCCGACCAGUUUCGUGCAUUUGAAAAUGACGGUCGAGUUUCUGCUGAAUGGGCUUAUGUAGCGGUAGCUAUGGACCGGUUUUGGCAUAUACUAUUUACAGUGAUCAACUUUCUCGGAGCUUUGUCAUUACUUCUACAGUCUCAAACACUGUACGAUUCACGAUUACCUUUAGAAAUUGAACCAUCAAGCAAACCUCUUAUCGCAGAAAUAACGUGGCAGCGCAGAUAA